CUUUCUCUCUUUUGUCCUUACCCGGAGGCAGCCGCGGCGACGAUCUGUUCAUCCCGGCGCCAAAACCAAAUCGUCUCUUCCUCGGCUCACUUUUCUCUCGUGUGUUUGAAUCCUUGUCUCUCUUCAACUAGACUGCACCCAAAGAAAGCGUGAAACAGGCGGCUGAAGUGAUUGGUGGUGCAGAGGAAGGCGACAGUGGUUCCGGUAAACAUGGCUGACGAAAGGAGAGCUCACCCUGACUGUAUGAAUGCGGCGAAUCCUUACCAUGAGUGUGUUGAGUACUGCUUCAAGAAGAUUGCAGAAGCCAAAGCUAGAGCAGAUAAAGAAGCAGCAGAGUUCAAGCAAGCUCAAGCUGCGAGUGAUCAAGCCAGUACACGUUCUUCGGAUGAAAGGACAGAUAAACUUGUCGAAAGACCAGAUUCUAACGAUGAUGGUGGUAGUCACAGUGACAAAAAUGACCAAGGCGUGGAGGAAUUUCAGGAAGAAGAUGUUACUAAACUGACUGGAAGGCGGAAAAAGUUGUAUGAGUUGAAGCGUAAGAUGUAUGAGGCGAAGAAAGCCAAUCAAAUGGCAAUGGUGGCUGAAAAGAAGAGAUUGGAACCUCCUCAAGAGUCGAGAGGCAUUUCCAAACAAAAAUGGCUUGAGGAGAGGAAGAGGAAGAUCGGUAAACUUCUUGAUGCAAAUGACUUGGACAUGACAAAGGCAUAUAUGCUGGAUACACAAGAGGCAGCAGAAGUCAAGUACAAGAAAUGGGACAAAGAUCCUGCUCCAUUUGGUUGGGAUGUUUUCAAUCAGAGGACUCUGUAUAAUGCAUAUAAAAAGCGGACAAAGAAUGUUAAUGUCGACCUGGAAGAGUAUAACAAGAUGAAAGAAGCCGAUCCUGAGUUCUACCGGGACGCCUCAAGUCUUCAAUACGGAAAGGCACCAAAGAUCUCAGAGGAUAAGAUUGACAGAAUGGUGAAGGAACUCAAGGACCGGGAUGCGAAACGCGGAUCAUUCAGCCGAAGGAGGAGAUUCCAUGAAGAGAAGGAUAUCGACUCUAUCAACGAUCGUAAUGAGCACUUCAACAAGAAGAUUGAGCGAGCCUUCGGUAAAUACACGCUGGAGAUUAAGAACAAUCUCGAGAGGGGAACUGCACUGCCCGACUAAACUAUGCCGCACUCUCUCAGGGGUGCACUGUUUUGGGUAAGCUUCCCCAAGUACUUCACUUUUUCUGCGGUUAUCUGUGAAUUUGAGCGUUCCCUGAACUUUCGAGUUGGGGGAGGGCUUUUCAAUUUCCUCAACUGAACGAUAGAAUGCAAUCAAUCUCCUCUGAUUUGUGUAUCAUAAAGUACCUUGUCAGUAUUUCUGCACGAUUUAUUUCUUCAUUGGCAUUCUAACUUUAAGCAAGAGUUGUAAUAUAUUUCACAAUCGUUCUCCAAAUUACCAAAUUAUUUUGUUCGAGGUCCUUUUCGCUUAGAAUUCCUCCAUGUUUUGUUUGCCAAAUAGGGGUGGACGAAGUUUUGGUCCA
Linum tenue is the source of this 1510-nucleotide messenger RNA. Lineage: Eukaryota; Viridiplantae; Streptophyta; Magnoliopsida; Malpighiales; Linaceae. The record is from the annotation of a GenBank genome assembly.